AUGCGCGCCUUUGCCGUACAGAGGAGAUGGAACAGCUCCCCACCACUUUCGGGAGGUUGCCUCGAGAAGUACGGGGAGCUGAAGACCAAGGGAGAGAUCCAAGAGGACCCCAGGCAGGAGGUGUGCAUGAAGAUGCUGGAUGACUUAGCCAAGCAGCUGGAGGGCUACUCCCCAAAGAUGACCCGGGCUCCCAAGGCCGCUCCACCCAAGGCAUCCUCCGGUGGGCUUUUCGGUGGUCUCUUUGGAGGGAGCAAACCCAGCACGCCCAAACCACAGGCAGACGCCCCUGCAAUCCUUCAGCCUGUGCCGGGCCAGAAGGGGCUCUACCUCUGGGGCGGCACCGGAACUGGCAAGACCUUCAUGAUGAACAUGUUCUACGACAAGGUCAAGGUUUCCGGCAAGAAGAGGAUUCACUUCCACGAGUGGAUGAUUGAUGUGCAUUCAAGACUGCAUAAAAAGCAGAAGGGCAGCAGCUCAAACACCAACAGCACGGCAGAUGACUUGGUGGAGCAGGUUGCCGCGGACAUGAUCAAGGAGGCGUGGCUACUGUGCUUCGACGAGUUCCAAGUCACCCACAUCAGCGAUGCCAUCAUCAUGAAGCGCAUCUUCUCUGUGCUCUUCGAGCUUGGGGCCGUGGUAGUGGCCACUUCCAAUCGUCCGCCAAAAGACUUGUAUCUCAAUGGACUCAACCGGCCCUUGUUCACGCCCUUCAUUCCCAUGCUUGAGGCCUUUUGCCAGGUGCAUGACAUUGGGGCAGAGGUGGACUACCGGAUGUGCUCCAUCAGGGAUGAUGAGGAUGACAGAGUUUACAUCUCACCCAAUGGCCCAGAUGAGAAGAAGCUGCUGGAAGCCAAGUUUGCCAAGAUCUGCGGCGGCCAUGUCCGCUUCGGCGUGCAGGUGGAGACUCAGGGCCGAAGGAUUGUGGUCCCAAGGGUGGCUGAGAACUCGGACGUGGCAUGGUUCCACUUCUCGGAUCUUUGUGACAAGCCGCUGGGGGCGGCCGACUACUUGGCCCUAGGCCAGGCCUUUCACACAAUUUUCGUCGCGGACAUCCCGCGGCUCACCAUGCAGGAGCGCGACCAGGUGAGGCGCUUCAUCACAUUGAUCGACACCUUGUACGAGAGUCACGCCAAGUUGAUUUGUGCGGCAGAUCUGGACCCCAUUUCCCUUUUUCAUGUGACGGAGGAGGAGCGCAAGACCUCGGUGGCAGACGAAAUUUUUGCUUGGGACCGCACAGUGAGCCGGCUCAUGGAGAUGCAGUCGGCCGCCUAUUUGAGCGCUGCGAGCAGGGCGUUGAGUGCGGAUCAAUUCCUUGGGCAGUACAAGCUGAAGAGCUUGUCGGACCAGGACUUCAAAGAUUUGUGGCGGCGCUAUGAUCAGGAUGACAACGGCGUCCUGGAUAUGGAGGAGUUCCAGAUCCUGUUGGGGGACUUGAUGGAGCUGCAGGUGGGCCACCGCAACAUCUCGGAGGAGCUUUUCCAGGUUUGUUUGGAGGACCUCCACAGCCAUGGGCAGACGGUGACCUUCCAGGACUUCCAGAGGUACUUGGGAGACUUCGCCACAAUUGAGACAGUGAUCCAGGAGCACUUGAGGCCCGCCACGGCUCCCCAGCGCGCUAUGGCGUGA
This is a messenger RNA of Effrenium voratum, 1626 nucleotides long. The record is from the annotation of a GenBank genome assembly. NCBI's taxonomy places the organism in Eukaryota, Dinophyceae, Suessiales, Symbiodiniaceae.